Molecule: messenger RNA, 5335 nt
Organism: Hemiscyllium ocellatum (epaulette shark)
Lineage: Eukaryota; Metazoa; Chordata; Chondrichthyes; Orectolobiformes; Hemiscylliidae
Product: receptor activity-modifying protein 3-like
Exons: 4
Coding region: 470-985 (171 amino acids)
Biological process (GO): intracellular protein transport; protein localization to plasma membrane; calcium ion transport
Cellular component (GO): membrane; cell surface; signaling receptor complex
Molecular function (GO): coreceptor activity
Source: RefSeq, a predicted model, not a curated record
UGUUCCUUGUAGCAUUCUGUGAACUUUAAUUCCCAUAUCAGAACACGGUAGCGGUGCUGAAGGAUUAGUAGGGCGCAGACUGAGUGUGAAUGUGAGUGUGUGUGAGAGAAUGAAAGGGUUGCACCGCUGCUUAUUUUGACGCCCAUGUGAUCCCGAGGCAGCCCGAUCGAUUGGAGAAGAGAGAAGCGCGGAGGGGAAGGAAGCUCAGACAUCGUAGGGGGUCGCCUGUUCGGAGUCCGCUCCUUUCCUCCGGACGCCUGUCAGAGCGGGGGACAGCAGCUCACCAUCCCUCCCGGCAGAGAGACUGGAAACCAGCCUGAAGCCGGCGAGCGGCAGGUUGGCCGGAGCUGUCCGCGAUCCGUCCCUCAGCGAGCUGCGGGGACCAGUGACCGCUGGAACCCCCGUCCCCAAGCCCCAGCUCCCGGCUGCAGCUUUCAAUGCAGCUCUCUGCUGGAGCAGAGGCAUCGUGAUGGAGAAAGAUGCCUUGCUUCUUGUUCAGCUCUUGGCUCUCGCUGUUUGGGGGAAUAGUUUGCUGACAUCUAGCCUGUCAGCAAAGAACAAUACAAACCUGCAUAAUCAGUCAGAACCAAACCAGACAGAGAGGGAAGCAAAACAAAUCUGUAAUGAGACUCUUAUGCUGGAAAUAGUGCACUGGUGUGGGUAUGAUUUUGCAAGCCAACUAAACACAAUGAAUUCCAGUGACUGGUGCAACUUCACACUCAUUGCUGGCUAUUACAGUACUUUCUCAUACUGUGCAGAAAGAGUCGUAGAAGGGAUUUCCUGCUUCUGGCCAAAUCCACAAGUGGAAAAUUAUCUUAUUAAUAUCCAUAAACAUUUUUUUUCAAACUGUACUUUGGAGAUGCUAAUGUUCCAGGACCCUCCUGACAAGAUCCUCAUUGCCCUCAUCACAGUGCCAAUUUUAUUAACCAUAAUAAUGAUUGCAAUCGUGGUAUGGUGUAGUAAAAGGAAUGAUGUAUUGAUGUAGAUUUAAAAGUGCAUGUUGGACAAGAGUACAAACUACUACUUUACAAUCACUCUACCUUAAUGUGAUUGAGUCGAUUCCACUGAUAAUGUUUAGAUUGUUGCUCAUCGUCUUCAGUUGGAAGAGGAUAACCAGUGAUUCUCUCAGAAUAUACAGCUGCAAGAGAGGUAGGUUAAAGUUUUGGACCCUCUUAGGAAAGAAACAGUGUCCUUAUUUGCUCAAUAACAAAAAAGGUGAUCCUAUAGACACAAGUGGUGAUAAUUAAACUGUUACAAACUCAUAGGGCUCAAAAACCUAAUUUACUUUUAUCAAACUCACACUUUAUUGGAUAACUAGUUAUAUUCAUGAGCCAACAUUGGAAACUAUACUGUUAACUACCCAAGUCUACAUGGCAGUAAAUUAUAAAGCCAGCUAUGUAAAAGUGAGAUGAGACAACAUUGAAGACAAUCACGUGAAGAAGAUAUCAGCACUUACUGAAAAUAAAUGUGCCCAAUUCCAUUUUAAGAGAUUUCUCAGAGUUGGAGGGUGUGGAGCAAACUCCAGGAAGGAUGUUGAAAGUGCUUCCCAGAGAAGGAGAAGAAUGAACGGAAAUGGUUGGACUGUGCUUUCAUCAGGAGUGGUAUGGGAACUGACAACAGCCCUGCAUUUCCUAAGCUCUCUAUUAUGACUUAAACUAAAUAUGCUGCUCAUCUCAUUCCACUUUAUUUUGGACAGAAGAAAAAUUACGAUUGUGAUACAACCAACAUUCUUCUAUUACAAUCUUAGUCUUAAACAGACAUAGCAAAAUAAAUAACUAUAACCACAAAAUGAACAAUGGUCAGAAUACAACAGUUUUACUGCAAUUUGUGAUUGCUAUAAUAUGUGUAAAAGUGAAUGUGGCUUUACUGUGUUCUGUUGUCUGCCUGAAAUGACAUAAACCUGUUUUGUAUAUUUUAAACUGAUGACUUCCACACAAUGUUUAAAGCUAAAGUAUACCUCUUGGUAAAUUCCUGACACCAAGACUGCACUUGACUGCACAGCAUCCCAUUUAACAUGUUCAGCUGUUGUCAAGAUAGCUUGUAGGGCUUUUUUUUGUACCCCCUGCCCCGAAAAACAUGGGCUAGUCAUUCUGGUAAUAUCAUCUAAAUUGUAUUGCCACUAGAUUCUGUCACUGAGCCGCGCGUAGUCUAUUGGGUCAGAGACAAUGUUCCUCUAUCUUUCUUUGGUCCAUGUUGGUGAUUUGUUCAAAUGCAUGGCUCCUUAGCUUUUGUUUUUGCAUGACUGUAUGUGCACAUUAAUAUAAAAAAAACUUGUCUUGUGUCUGACCUUCAAGGGUAUUUUCAGGUGGUUUUACUAGCAUGAUCAAAAAGUGGUUACAUAACUUAAGUGGUUCUGGAAAGCAUUUAAGCUACUAAGGAUGCAUCUUUUCAUCUGUAAUUAAAUUUGCUGAUAAAAAUCAGACAGGACCUUUGUAAGCAAGGAUAAGAUUUCUCAUAAACCAGACUACCCAAUUUCUAUUAUGGAGUGUAUUUGAAUGAGACAUAACAGCCUUGGGAUCUGCUCAGCCUGGAAGCAGGAACACUUCACUGUACUGCUCCUGUCAAAUCAUUGUUCCACUGUUGUACUCCUGUCAAAUCAUUGUUCCACUCUCCACAAAGACUAGAGGAAACAUCAGGAAAAGUUUAGAACCCAGAAUGCAUAGGACUUGAUCUAAUUUUUAGCCAUCUUGUAUAUUCCACUUCCAACCAGGGUUACGUUGGAAUCCUUAGAAGAGCUAAGGAUUUUGGUGUCAUUAACAUGGGUGUCAAAGUUGAAGGUACACCCAGUGAGUGACCAAAUUCAUUGCCUUUUACAACACUUCAAACUCCAAUUUAAAGACAUAUUUAUGUUCUAACUUUUUAAACACCUGAAGCAUAAAUGUUGUCUGUUAUGGCAAAAAAUACAUUUACUUCUGAAUGUGAACAUAUAUGAAUUAUAUUUCAUUUGAAUUCCCCACUGAUCUGACUUGGGGGAAGGCAGGUUAAAGGCUUUUGUGCUUUGUCUCGGAGAUUCAGGUUCCCAUAGGCACCCUUCUUUGAAAAAGUUCUUGUACAGAAAUGACCAAUAAAGUUUACUUAAUGAUAAUAGAUAUUUAGUUCAGAAUAAUUUUUAUUUGAACUUUAUUUGGUGCAUACUGAAAUAGGAGCCCUUAAGCAUUUGUAACAAAUUAGUCUAUUUUGAAAUUUUAUAAAAAACUGCAAUAUAAAAUGCAUUAUUGCUAUACAGAAUGAACUGAUAUGUCUUUUAGUGUUGGUUUUGUGUAUCAAGUUCUUCCACAUCAUGUGGGACAACCAUUAUAAUUCAGUGCUCCAUUCUGAUUCAAAUAAGAGCAAAGUAUUUUAACUGCUUCAAAGUUACCUAUUUUCACCUUGGCAUAAGGGAUUCUGACAAUGACACAUUUUGUAACUGAGAUUUCAUUCAGAGUAAUUGGUGGAGGAAGAAUGAGACUCUUGAGUGUCCUAUAAGUCUUUAUUUAUUUAUUUGCCGUCUUUCAUUGUGUCCUCUUCUCCAUCCCUAUUAUAAGACAUAAUUCUCGGACUUUAUCAAUGUUAGAGAAGGCAUGCCCAAGAAUACUAUUUACACUUUUGUCUGGAAAUGUUUAGUCUGUGCUUGAUAAUUGUUGAUGAUUUCAGAGAUUGGGAAUUUGCUGUUUUAUUUUUCCAAAAUAUGAACAACACCUAUCACUUAAGUACUGUUGUACUUUGAUCCCUGCGUUUUGUAAAUUAGAAAUUUAAUACACGCUAUCAUAAUCCUAAAGAUGGAAGCAGGAUAAAAUCCAUAUAACCUUGAUAGGUUAUGAAGAACUAUAUGAAACCAAAUCAAAAGAAAGAUCUGCUUUGAGGUGGGGGUGUUAGGGUCACCCAAUACAGAACCUGUGAAUAUAGGCUUGAAAAAACUUCCAUGAAACCACUGUAAUCAGAUAUUGACUGAAAUAAUUAGUUAAGCACUAGUCCCUUCCAUGUUUUGGACAAUUUAAAUAAAAGAAGUUGGGAAGACUGUGACCUCAGAAUUAUGCAAAUCUCCACCUAAAGUUGACUAUUAGAAAGCUGGGCUAAUCUGUUUGCAUUCCAACAAACUCUAUCACUGUGUUACAUAUGCUCACAUAGUUAUUACUUCAUGCUCAAUCUAUUAGUAUCAAACUUUUCUGAUAUAAUUUUCAUUUGAAAGUAGCAAAUCUGUUUGGGGUAUAGUUCCACAGAUGUCAUCAGCCGUCCAGUGUCUUGUUCAAGUGGUCUUUCUUCAUAUCCAAACUGAGACAACAGAGCAGACAAGUUGAUCAAUGGGUGUAUCACAGCCAACCUCGCCUUACCUGAUGAUCAUUCAGACUUAUUUACCUACAGUAACUAGUAAUGGCCACAGUGGCAAAUUUUUACACUUCUAAGCUCUCUGCCAGUAGGGUCAUUGACAUUUAUGCAAUAUUUGAAGCCAGUUAACUCCGCCCAGGCUCAGAUUCAAAUCCGGCACAUUUAUGCUCCUUACCAUAUAAUACGUUUACCCAUCAAACCACUGGAAGAAGGUCCACCAGCCUCAAUCAAUAUUAAGCAACAGAUUUAAAUAAAACAAAGAACAGUGGAUGCUGGAGAUUUGAAACAAAACCAGAAAUUGCUGGAGAAACCCAGCAGGUCUGGCAUCAUCUGUGGGAAGAAAGCAAAGUUAACUGGUGACUGUUCAUCAGAACUGAUGGAAUUACAACAUUAUAUCUGCUUUCUCCCCACAGAUGCUGCCAGACCUGCUGAGUCUCUAUAGCGAUUUCUUAGGGAACUGACUGGUCUGUGAACAUGGAUAUGAUCAUAUAUCAGUUCUGGUUUGUAAAGCCAGAGAUUGCUGAUGAUAUUUUCUUAGUUUUGUUUUUGAAUCUGCCUCUGUUCACCUAAAAAAAAGGAAUAUUACAUGCUAUGCUUGACUUUGCAGUGCUUGAAAAUGCCUGUUUUGCUUUUAAUUGACAGCACAUUACUUUUAAAGCUGUAGUCUUGAGGCAUAUUGCAUCCAGUGCACAUAAACAGCCUGCAGUUGUUUAAGUAUGUUAUGCUCCAAUAUACGUUACUCCUGUGGGUGGUUAAAUCUACAUUAUGCUCCAGUGCACAUUACAUUCAAGGUCAUAACGUGUUAGAAUUUUACAAAGGCUUGAAACAUACUUAUAUAUGAUUGUUAUGAAACAUUUAUGGUCAAAAAUGAGUCCUGAUAUUUUGAAAUUAAUAAGAAAGCUUAGAAACGUGAAUGGGGAUGCUGUGCAUCUUGAAUUUUCAAUGUUUCCAAAUACUGCAUAAGCUAUGUAGUCUAAUCAAGUGGAAAAUGUCCAGUUUUAGCUUUGUCUGGCUUUGUAUUAUUUAAAAA